ACUAUCGCCAUGUCAGCCCCCAUGCUGUACGAAAACAAAGCCCAGGUGCUCUACGGGCCUAAGGAUCUCCGUUUGAUCUCCCGCCCAAUUCCGCCCCCGGCAGCGGACGAAGUUCAGGUCGCAAUCCGAAGUACUACCCUCUGCGGCUCGGACGUGCACUACUACACGCACUACGCCAACGGCGACAUCAAGAUCCGCGAACCCUUAUCCCAGGGCCACGAAUCCGCCGGCGAGGUCGUCGCCCUCGGCCGCGACGUCACGGCGCUCCACAUCGGCGACCGUGUGGCCCUCGAAGUCGGCGUGCCGUGCGAGCUGCCGAGCUGCGAUGAGUGCGACACCGGGCGGUACAACCUCUGCGGGCAGAUGCGGUUCCGCAGCAGCGCCGCCCGCUUCCCGCACUUCCAGGGCACGCUGCGCGAGCGGGUGAACCACCCGGCCCGGUGGUGCCACCCGCUGCCGGUGGACAUGUCGUGGGAUGCCGGCGCGCUGCUCGAGCCGCUGUCCGUUGCGGUGCAUGCCGUCCGGAAAGCGGGCCUGAGGCCGGGCGCGAGCGUGCUGGUGGUGGGUGCCGGUGCGGUGGGACUGAUGUGCGCGGCAGUCGCAAAGGCGGCAGGGUGCGCCGACGUGACCAUGACGGAUAUUGCGGCCAACCGACUCCGCUUUGCCCUGGAGAAUGGCUUCGCAGACGCCACCAGCGUGGUGGCGCCCCCAAAGAGGAACAGCGUGCCGACGCUGGAAGAUGGGCUGGCGUCAGCACGAGAGAACGCGGUACGAGCCACGGAAGCAAAAACAACGGCUACAAGCAAAGGUGGCAAGUUCCACGCAACCUUUGAGUGUACGGGCGUGGAGAGCUGCGUGCAGACAUCGAUUUACGUAUGUCCUCCAGCUCGUGCAACGCGACCAGGCGGCAAAGUCCUUCUCAUCGGCCUUGGCGUGCCUAUCGAAACCCUCCCUAUGUCCGUCGUGGUCCAGCAUGAGGUCGACCUUGUAGGCGUUUGGCGCUAUGCAAACACGUACCCCCGUGCGCUCGAGAUUAUGCAGGCCGCAGGCAAGGAGGGCACCAACGUCCCCGACUUGCAGAAGCUGCUGACACACCGCUUCCACGGGCUCGAGACGGCCCCCAAGGCGUUUGUCACCGCUGCGCGGACGACCGACGACGACGGGGAGGUGGUUAUCAAGGUGGUGGUGGUGGUGAACAAUUGAUUCUUCCGUUUACCGUGUGCGUGCCUAGUUUCCACUUGCAUGCCUGGAGGGCCCAAUGAUAGAAUAGAUCCCUGAGAUUGCCAUGGAGCGCUUACAACAUGUUAAAGUACCCUUAUUGACAAUUUGCCUGCCUUGUUUUUUUUACUUUCG
Phialemonium atrogriseum is the source of this 1353-nucleotide messenger RNA. Its product is annotated as zinc-type alcohol dehydrogenase superfamily. Lineage: Eukaryota; Fungi; Ascomycota; Sordariomycetes; Cephalothecales; Cephalothecaceae. Gene Ontology annotation, molecular function: zinc ion binding; L-iditol 2-dehydrogenase (NAD+) activity. The transcript has 3 exons. Gene Ontology annotation, biological process: D-sorbitol catabolic process. The coding region runs from base 10 to 1203 and encodes 397 amino acids. The record is from RefSeq and is a predicted model, not a curated record.